Messenger RNA from Lycium barbarum (goji berry), 1957 nucleotides. RefSeq names its product aldehyde oxidase GLOX-like. NCBI's taxonomy places the organism in Eukaryota, Viridiplantae, Streptophyta, Magnoliopsida, Solanales, Solanaceae. Bases 112 to 1797 code for a protein of 561 amino acids. The record is from RefSeq and is a predicted model, not a curated record. The transcript has a single exon.
CACCCCCCCCCCCCCCCCCCAAAAAAACCGAUCCCACCACCCCUCUUGCCAUUACCACCUUCGCCUUUUGUCCUAACUUGUCAGAAAAACAAACAAAAAACACAGCUCAUUAUGAAGACCACAACAACAACAACUAGUAGUAGUAGUAAUAUUCUUUUCUUCAUUCUUUUGCACCUCUUUCUGGUACUCACUUGUCACCGGAACUUAGCUUCCGCUGCUGGGGGCAAAUGGAAUUUACUAAUGUCAAACAUCGGCAUUUCUGCCAUGCACAUGCAAGUCCUCAACAACGACAAAGUCAUCAUGUACGAUCGUACUGAUUUUGGCAAGUCCAACAUCUCGUUGCCCGAUGGAAAAUGUCGUUACGACCAAAAUGAUACCACGUUAAAAGUCGAUUGCACUGCCCAUUCUGUCGAGUACAAUGUUGCCAACAACUCUAUACGUCCCCUCAUGGUCCAAACUGAUGUUUGGUGCUCCUCGGGCGCUGUAUUCCCCGAUGGUUCGUUAGUCCAAACUGGUGGAUUCAAUGAUGGUGACAAAGUUGUUCGAGUUUUCAAACCAUCUAAUACUAGUAAUAAUGCAAGUACUACUUGUGAUUGGCAAGAAAUUCCAGAUGGAUUAGUUCAAAGAAGAUGGUAUGCUACAAAUCAUAUAUUGCCAGAUGGUACACAAAUUGUUAUUGGUGGUCGUCGGGCUUUUAACUACGAGUUUUAUCCCAAGACUGCUUCGGCUAAUAGAGCAUAUAGUUUACCAUUUCUUGUGCAAACAAAUGAUCCUAGAAUUGAGAAUAAUUUAUACCCUUUUGUUUUUCUUAAUGUGGAUGGGAACUUGUUCAUUUUCGCUAAUAAUCGAGCUAUCUUGUUCGAUUACACCAAGAAUGUGGUGGUGAAAAAUUACCCACAAAUACCAGGUGGCGACCCGAGAAGUUAUCCUAGUACAGGUUCUGCGGUUCUUCUUCCAUUGAAAAAUUUACAAGCAAAAGAAAUUCAAGCUGAGGUUUUGGUAUGUGGUGGAGCACCAAAAGGUUCGUUCAUUAGUGCUGAAAAUGGUAAUUUUUGGGGUGCAUUGAAUACUUGUGGGCGGAUCAUAAUAACCGAGCCGAAACCACAAUGGACUUUGGAAACCAUGCCAUUGGCUAGGACAAUGGGUGACAUGGUGAUUUUACCAAAUGGAAAUGUGUUGAUAAUUAAUGGAGCAGGCAUGGGCACUGCUGGAUGGGAGUUUGGUAGGGACCCGGUUUUAAAACCCGUUAUUUACCUACCCGACAACCCGUUUGAUUCUCGGUUCGAGAUUCAGAACCCGAGUACCAUACCCAGGAUGUACCAUUCAACUGCGGUUUUACUCAGAGAUGGUCGAGUUCUUGUUGGUGGUAGUAAUCCACAUAUAUAUUACAACUUCACUGGAGUUCUUUUCCCUACAGAAUUAAGCUUGGAGGCAUUCUCACCAUCUUAUUUGGAUUCAGGAUCCAGGUACUUGCGCCCGCGGAUCAUCUCACCCGCUUCACAAUAUACUAUCGGGUAUGGCCAACGGGUGCCGGUUCGGUUUAAGGUUUCCGGGAGGGUAAACAGAAAUUUGGUCACGGUGACAAUGGUUGCACCUGGAUUUAACACACAUUCAUUUACUAUGAACCAAAGAUUAUUGGUGCUACCAAGUGAAAAUAUGAAACUAGUUGGGGAAAAAGCUUACCAAAUAAAUGUGGUCACUCCAAAUUCAGCUAAAUUAGCUCCACCUGGAUAUUAUCUUCUCUUUGUGGUUCAUCAAGAUAUACCAAGUGAAGGAAUUUGGAUCAAAAUCCAGUGAACAUAGCAUAUUCUUGUCAAGGAUUUUUUUCUUUUGGUCUUUUUCUUGCUUCCCACACACAUACACACACAUAUAAAGAAAAAGGCAUUCAAAUUGAACUUCUUCAUAUAGGUUAUCAUUCUUAUAAUAAUGUUGACUAUAAACAUCUUCUUCUCUGUUA